GGCCCGGCUCCGUUUCCGGUUGUGUUGGGGCAUGGCGGGGGAUGGCGGCGUGGCUGCCUCUCGGGAGCUGUUGGCCGUGGGGCUCCGAGGAGGUCUGGAAGAAACGUUGUUGAUCAGAUCAAAAUGCAGCAGCAAGGAGGCCACAGCCUUACAGACAGUGAGGAUGCCGAGGAGUAGCCUUUUGGACCGAGUACAGAGCUUUUUACCACAGAUGGCCCAUGCAAAUGAUGAGCUAAGAAGAAAAAUGAUUACAGCACCAGCUCAUCAGUUUGAUAUUGAAAAUCUAGACAGUGCAACAGAAAAAGUUAUAGAAAUGAAUGUGGCUGUAGUUGAACUGAGUGAUUCUGAUACAGAUGAAGAGAUAUUAACUUCAGAAGAUGACUCUGAAUCUGAAGAUGACUCUAUAGCUGGCGAAGUGACAAUAGACAACAUUAAGUUUCCUAAACAAAAGAGAGAAAAAGGCAAAAUAGAAAUUCUGGACAGCAAAGUGAAUGAGUAAAUCUAUUUUAUUUUACAAAAAAAAAAAAAAUAAAUUAACCAAACCAAACUCACCGGAAACCCCAAAUCAUGUUUCUUACUUUGAAGACUUGGCCCUUAAAAACACCUUGUUUCCUGAUGUAGCGUCCCUCAGAAUCAUGUGAAAUGUCGUAGUUUACGUGGUGGACAAUUUAGGAUCCACUCAUGACUGGCUGGAUUUCUAAAGAACUAAGUACAGUUUUAUUCAUUGAGCAACAUGGAAGUUAAUUUCAUAGCAGAUUAGACUAAGAAAGCAGCUAACAUUUGCGGCACUUAGAGCUAGUUAAGUUAAAAUUAUUGUUCUGUUGCUUUGUUGAAGAAAGGUUGUUGAAGGAAGAUUUUUGUAGUGUGCUGGAAGAGGUUUUUGCUUCAAGGUCAGGGAAAAGUUAACUAAGAAAAAAAGCUUUGUUUUUUAUAUCCCAUAUCCCAUAAAGUGUUAUGCACAAUGCUUCAAUAUUAAACAGUAUCUUGAAGUGCGAUAGAGGUAUGUUUACAUUGCAUUCACGGCAGUGACUGUUGAACACUAAAGCAACAGCUGAGUAUUUCAAGGUGAGCUGGCAUGGGUAAGGGCAGCCAUGGCUCUAAAGAGAGGUCAGCAAAGGAUUAUUUACGUUUUUUGCCUGCACUGAAGUCCCUGUCAUUAUAGGUAGUCUGCUAGCUCCUAUCUGGAACAUUUGUGGCUGUAGUGUAGAUACCCUCAGUACUUAAACAGUCAAGUCUGCUGCUGUGGUAUUACAAUUGCUUUAAGCUACACUUUUUGUGUCCCAUUUUCCCUGCCACAUUUAUGUCCUCUCCAUUCUGUCACUGCCAGAAGAAAAAAAGCUACAUUUUCAGCUGGCCUAUACUUAGGUUAGCUUGAAACAGUUGUAAAAACUAAAAUCAGUGAAAGUAUGUCUCAUUCAUACUUACCUCAGAUUGAUCAAAUACAGUUAUUUAGGCUGUUGUAUUUACAACAUAAAACAGUUUGCAUUUCAGAAGUAUCUGUUGUGCUCCUGAAUGUCAUUGUUUGUUUAUUAAAGGAACUUUUUAUCCUAUACACCAUUAAAAUUUUCUAUAUUGUAUUUCCUCAAAUGUUAAACUUGAUGUCAUGACAUGAAACCUGCAGUUAUUUAGAGAAUUUCCUUUGAAUCCCAUACUUAAAGCUAUCUGUUUCUGUAUUAUUUGUGAUAAGAAAUAACAAGGAUUCUGGUCUUUCUUUCACAAUGUGACUUAAAAUAGAAAAGGGGCUUGAAUUACUGGGAUUAACUAGUUAAACCACAAAAAGUUAUAAGUGAAGAAAGGAUGGGAAUCAGAGAAUGGGACUGCUACUUUAAAUGGCAAGCCCACAGAUCAGGAUAAGCUUUGAGUGAAGUUGCACUCCUAGAAGGGCAAGUGGUCUUAGUAUGCUUAGUUUGCUAGGUGAGGUCCCUAUGGAAAAUUUUCUUCAAACUGAAGAAGCUUGAAAGCCAACAUCUUAACUCAGUCAUUUUACAAGGGAUUUUGUAGACAGAAAAAAAAACCCAAACAAACCCACAAAAAUUGUGAAAGACAAAGUAAUAAUCAUGCUGUAAGAAUCAGUGGUAAGAGUCUAUGUGAACAAAGUGAUUUUAAUCUGUUAAUGUAGCCACCUUUCAAAUUGCAGGCAGAAUCACACAUUCCAUAUCAACAAGAAGAUAGAAAAUAGUUUCAGUAACUUCAGCUUGAUAUGCAUAGUUUAACACCAAUGUUGAACUCUGUAUGUACUAUACAAAGAUCAAAGUAAGUGCACUUUCUUGCAAUGGUUUACGUCUUGUGGCACGAAGGUUUUCUAUACUGCUGAAGAAUCCCAGAGCAGAAUGUUCAGCUGCUCCUGUAAAAUUUAAACUCAUUAUCACAGAAAUGGCAUAAUCAGUGUAUUUUAGUUCAAAAGAAACCUGGUAACUAAAGAUUUAAAUGAUUGUGUAAAUAUGUUCACACAAAUAAGAAGUAGGCAUGUAAGAAUUCAUUCCUCAUUUGGACUUUAAAAAAUAAACUAAACUGUGUACUUGGUAUUUUGGGGGGGAUUGUGCUAACUGCUGCUGUAUAAUUUAAAUAACUUCAGGUUAGUUUCCAAAUGCUUUAUCUGUCAGCAAGACUAAAAUUUGGCCUUGAUCUAUAGAAACUUAUCCAUGGAAUGGGUUUUACUUGGAUUUUUUUUGUUACAGCGCUGCAGAAGGCCUAUCCUAGGCAUGGCAUUAAGUGCUUCUUUAAGAUACAAACUCUGCCGAAUGUUUACUUUCCAAGUGAAGCUGUUACUUUAAUAUUCCACAGUGAUGGCUUUGGUUCUGAGAUAUUCAUGAAGAGCUUCUUCACCUAUACAAGCACAAUAGUCACCAGUUAGCAUAGCAGCUAAAUAAAUGUUGUCAGUCACUGUAAUUGUAUUAUUAUUAAGAAAAAUAAUAAAAUGCGUUAGCCAGUAUAAGAGUCGUUAUGGAACAAUGGAAACUCAUUGACUUACCCUCCCACUGAGAUCUACAGAACUGGUUUGACAAGAAGAGGCCAAAUCCAACAGAUGUGGAAAGAACAAGGAGCUGGAAUUUAACAAGCAGCCACCUGGGUGGGACUGAAGCAUCGGUGGUCUCUAGAUAGCCACUGGGGGCUCAUAGUUGAAUUUAUGAACUUCGGUUUGCCUAUGUUACAGUUUCUGGGUAGAGAAGCUGUGUAGAAAUUGGUAGUCUUUCUUUUCCUGAUACUAUUACUCAUUUUGGUUUCAGAAAAUGGGAUACUUGCUAGAGAUUCUAAAGGCAAAAAUCCGUUGCGUCACUGAACAUUUUUUGUUGUUUUUCUUUGCUGUGAGGCCUGAUCUGUCCAGACUUGCGAAGUUUCAUUGAAAGAUGAAACUUCACUUUUUUUGAAGCUAGUGUUGAAAAGAUUUUUUUAAAUGCAUCUUUCUUCAGGGCUGUUGGCAGAUUUUGAUAACAUUUUAAUGCAUAAAAGUUUCCCAUGGAUUUAGAAAUUCAGAAGAAUUCAUUCAUUUAUUAUUCUGAGGAAAAUGAAAGAUUUUGGCCAAUAACCUUUGCUGCUUGGCAGCAUUUUGUAACCUGUACAUAGUUCUGGACAAGCUGUAAUAUGAAUGCUCUGAGAGGAGUUGGAGGGGAAUAUUCUGUGUGCUGUAGCAUUAUCGGACAGAUGUACAGGGAGGGCUGAAACGGAGUCAUUGAGGCAGAAUAUUGUAGGGAUGGGAGAGGAUUAUUGUAGUUGGAGGCAUGUAGGAGAUGCAGGAAAUGUAUCUGUAGUUCACAUUUUAUUAGGUGGACUCUACACAGGUGAGGUCAGAUAAGAGAUGAGGGAGGGAGAGAACAACUUACCUAAAUCUUUCCCAAAGCCAGACUGCUUAAAUCCACCAAAUGGGGCUGCCACAUCAGUUUUGUUGUAUGUGUUAAUAAAAACUGUUCCAGCUUCUAGCUUUUCACUGAUGUAGAGAGCUUUGCUUAUGUCUUUCGUGAAAACUCCUGAGGCUAAGCCAUAUUCUGUGCUAUUUGCCCGUUGCAGCACUCCAUCGACGUCCCUGUGAGGGAAGGAAAUGCCUGAUUUACAGCUAGGCAAUAUAAGUGUUAGCAACCUCCCACCUUCAGUGUCAUUGAAGCUUUUCUCAUGCUCAGUCUUCUCCAGUUAUCUUUUCUAAAGUCAACAUACUAAGGACUAAUCAAUGUGUUAACAUGACAGAUCUACAGAAACUCACGCUUGCUCCAGACUUACAAAGCUCUCAAUGUUAUAUGUGACUGGUUCAGAAAUGUCACUAAGAAAUGUCAAAGUUGUAGGACACAUACUGACUGCUCAGCUACAGUGCAGUUUAGGGAUUAAAGAGCAAUACAAAACCACUUGGAAACUGACCUUGGCCAUGAAUCAGUUUAUGAAUCAGUUUGCUAAAAUUUUGUCCUGUGUUACAACUUAAUGGAGAAUAAAUGCUGAAACUUGGACUUCCAUCAAGCCACAACUUUCCAGGCCACUUUUAGGGUGCUAUUUUCUAUUUGUAUCUCCGUGCAUAGUUUAUGGAUAUGAUGGGUUAUCUGUGUGACUGGUUCUUAACUGCAUUAUCAAGCUAUAGAAAAUUAAACCUAGUGGAAAUAGUUACAUGAA
Messenger RNA from Melopsittacus undulatus (budgerigar), 4593 nucleotides. RefSeq names its product NOP protein chaperone 1 (gene NOPCHAP1). Lineage: Eukaryota; Metazoa; Chordata; Aves; Psittaciformes; Psittaculidae. The coding region runs from base 32 to 499 and encodes 155 amino acids. The record is from RefSeq and is a predicted model, not a curated record. Gene Ontology annotation, molecular function: box C/D methylation guide snoRNP complex binding. The transcript is spliced from 4 exons. Gene Ontology annotation, biological process: box C/D snoRNP assembly.